Molecule: messenger RNA, 1593 nt
Organism: Hibiscus syriacus
Lineage: Eukaryota; Viridiplantae; Streptophyta; Magnoliopsida; Malvales; Malvaceae
Product: cold-responsive protein kinase 1-like
Exons: 8
Coding region: 73-1332 (419 amino acids)
Biological process (GO): protein phosphorylation
Molecular function (GO): protein kinase activity; ATP binding
Source: RefSeq, a predicted model, not a curated record
AAUUAUCUUCCAGUUUUUUAUCCAUGAGAAAAAGCCAAGCAUCGACUGCAAACUAUACUGUUAAUUCAUUACAUGAUUCUAAGAUCGUCUGAAUCAUUGGUGCAGCUGUUUCAAAAGUAUCUGAGUGGCUCGGCGGAGUUCCGAUUUUUGUUUAGGCAUUUCAAGCUGGUGAUGACUUGUUGCUCUUUUUUAUUCUCACAAAAGAAGACAGCUUCCCCAGCUGAACAUAGAAUCGAUAUUGAUGAAGAGGUUUCAGGUAUUCAGAACACUAGACUGUUUCCUUACAAGGAGCUGAAAAUGGCAACUGGAAAUUUUAAUUAUUCCAACAAAAUCGGAGAGGGAGGUUUCGGUAUUGUCUACAAGGGAACUUUCCGAGAUGGUACCGUGGCUGCUAUAAAGGUUCUGUCUUCUGAUUCAAGGCAAGGGGUGCGAGAGUUCUUGACUGAGAUAAAUGUGAUUGCUGAUAUAGAGAACGAAAACCUGGUAAAGCUUCAUGGUUGUUGCGUGGAAGGAGAUCACAGAAUCUUGGUUUAUGGCUAUCUCGAGAAUAACAGCCUUGCACAAACUCUUCUCGGCGGAGACCAUAGCAGCAUGCAGUUCAGCUGGCCUACGAGACGUAAAAUUUGCAUCGGCGUUGCAAAGGGGCUUGCUUUUCUUCACGAGGAGGUUCGACCUUGUAUUGUUCAUAGAGACAUCAAAGCAAGCAAUAUCCUCCUUGAUCGAAACCUCAUGCCCAAAAUUUCGGAUUUCGGUCUGGCAAAGCUUUUCCCUGACAACAUGACUCAUAUUAGUACACGAGUUGCUGGAACCACAGGUUAUCUAGCUCCUGAGUAUGCUAUACGAGGUCAGCUGACGGUGAAAGCCGAUAUUUACAGUUUUGGUGUUCUGCUAUUGGAGAUUGUGAGUGGUAGAUGCAACACGAACAGGAGAUUACCAUUGUCGGAUCAAUAUCUUCUUGAAAGGGCAUGGGAAUUGUAUGAACGACGACAACUUGCGGAACUAGUCGAUGUGUCGAUGAGUGGAGACUAUGAUGAUGAAGAAGCUCAGAAGUUCUUAAAGAUCGGUUUACUUUGCACCCAAGACAUGCCGAAGCAAAGGCCAUCCAUGUCCAAAGUGGUGAAGAUGCUAACCGGUGAGGAUCCAUUGGAUGACCGGAAUAUAUCAAGACCUGGCCUGCUCUCCGAGUUUAUGAAUCUAAGAGCUCACAAAGAGAAAUCCGACAUGAUUACCGGAAGCACAAGCAAAGAAGGGAAUGCAUCAUCAUCAUCAGAAAAUCUUACCAUGUCGUAUGCUACAAUGACAUUCAACUCGAUGUACGAUCGAAGCAAUUAGGUUGGUAUGAUUGAUUCUUUUGGUAUUCUUCAGUUACUGUUCUGAAAUUUCCCCCCCCCCCCCCGGGGGAAAAAACCAGAACUUUCAAACGUCUAAGCCAAACUAUACCGUGCUUGUCCUUUUGGUUGAUUCGAUUAGCAAUGCUUGUAAAUUUACGUAAAUUGUAAUCGAUUGAACUGUUAAAUUUUGAUUAGUUGUGAUUAUAUUAAAAGGAGAAGAGUAAGAAAGUGCUGCUAAGCCAUGGGAUAAACAUUUAAUAUA